UAAAUUGAUGAAAGGGUUGAAGGGUUAAAUUGAAGGAACAUGAUUCGAUACCUACUUGAAGUAUGCUAGGCUUACGGUGAAGCAUGAUUUGGCUAUGUUAAAUGCCAUUUUAGCAUGUUAUAAAAAAAGACAAUUUAGAUUUGGCAAGUGGAAGUAUGUUUUAAGAUUAGAAGACGUGCGUAGGAUAACUGGAUUGCCGAUAGAUGGCAAUCCAGUUACCAAUAGCAAUCUAGAUUCUAGAGAACUCGCUUGGACAAUUUUUGGAAUGGUUGAGUGCAAUAAAGGAACGAAGUGUAGUCUUUCAUGGUUAAAGUCAAAUUUUGAAGUUGUUCCUACUCAACUAGAUGCAAAGGAGAUUGACAAAUAUGUAAUAGCAUAUAUGUUGUACGUGUUGAGAACUUGCAUUUUGCCAGACAAAAGCAGAGAUAAGGUGUGGCUCCUGUAUCUUCACAACACACUUGAAAAUGUGAAGACUUAUGCAUUUGGGGCAGCAAUGCUGGCACAUCUCCAAAAUGCUAUAGAAGAUUUUUCAGAGAGCCCGAAAAGUAAACGCUUUGUUGGAGAUGCUGCAUUUCUAACAGUAAAUAUUAAUUUCAUGCCUUAAAAAAAAAUAGAGUAUGAAAGGUAUUCUUUCGAAGGCCUUAAAUUUUUUCAGGUUGCUAUAAUGGAGUAUAUCCCGGAGCGUGCUUAUAAACUCAUGAAAAGAAAUGAUUUUGCCAAACCUGAUAAAUUCCCUUUGCUCAUCGGAUGGGGAGAGGUGUACAAGCAAAGGCUGGAAAGCAAGUACAAGGCUUCUAUGGAAGAGUAUGUUGAUGUGCUGAAGAAUAUUGAAGAGGUUACAUGGCAGCCAUAUGCAAGGCUUACUGAGUCCUUGCCGGAUUGUUUAAAACCUCAAUUGAUCAUGCGUUUGAGUAGAACAGUCAUGAUCUGUUUUAACUACGUGGCUUACCAUCGCCCCGACAAAUGCAUAAAGAAGUUUGGCUUCCACAAAGUUGAUUUUAGUGCUUGCUGCCAGGUGAAGUCAUACCAAUCAAAAGCUAUGAGUGGGCCAGGGUAAGUAUAUUAUUCUAAGAAACAUUACGUACUGGAUUGGGAGUGCAGACAUAUAUGUUUGAUACAAUGCAUUGAUGUUCUGGCCAACUCUCCAACACCUGAUUUGGAUGAACCCAAUCCCAACAGUUUUGCUAUGUGCAGCCCUACAACACCUGUUAUAUAUAUUGCAAAAUUGGUGAUGGCAUAUAGAAAAUUUACUGAUAUCCAUGCUCUAUAAUAUCACCGUUAUUGGUACAUGUUACUUAAUUUUCUAAAUGGCUUUGCAAAUGUUUGAUUUUUUGGUUUUUUGUCUUAAAAUGAGGAUGCACCUGUACCUGGACACACUGCCACUCCCUCUCCCUCUGCCUUCAUGCCCGCUUCCUUUGGACACACUGCCACUCUCUCUCAACACACUGCCACUCCCUCUCCCUCUGCCUUCAUGCCCGCUUCCUUUGGACACACUGCCACUUUCUCUCAACACACUGCCACUCCCUCUCCCUCUGCCUUCAUGCCCACUUCUUUGGACACACUCCCACUCCCUCUCUAAUGGAAGAAGAUGGAUGGUCAGAGGCUCAAGUUAACAUAGAGGAUGAAGAGGUCCGAACUUCAGAGGCUCAAGUCCGAACUUCACAGGCUCAAGCUUGUAUUACCCAAAAUACUCAAGCUGUGCAAACCCCACCUUCACAGCUUGUAUUUUCAGUCAUAGACCAGGAGGCAGAGCCCUCCACCUUGCCUAGGCCAGUUCCGCAGCAUAAUUCUACUGCUGACCCGUCAACAUCUCAUAUACAAGAUGUGCAGACCCCACCUUCACAGCAUGCAUCUUCAGUCAUAGACCAGGAGGCAGAGCCCUCCACCUUGCCUAGGCCAGUUCCGCAGCAUAGUUCUACUGUUGACCCCUCAACAUCUCAUCAGGCAUCUCCAUCAUGCAAUCCUCCGCUACCGGGAUCUCAAGAUCAACAAUCUGCUGCAGCACCAGCAGAAGUUGCAGAAGCGGCAAAACCACCAGUCUUCAAUUCAUCGCCUUCCAUAGCUACCAACUCAAAAUCUGAAAACAACCCAUUAUCACAGUUGGUCGAUGCCAUACGCUUCAUGUUAGAUCCAAAGGUUAAAGAGCGUGCUGUUGAAAUUGGCGAGGCCAUGGAUGUCGAAGAUGGGGUGACAGGAGCAGAGAAUGUCUUUCAUAGACACUUUCCUCACAAUAUAUCUGAGGAUAAACCCGAGUCAUUGCCAGCUAGAAGAGGCUUAUUUUUCAUCAGGAGAUGUUUUGGCUACUCCUCCUACACAUGAUUCUUCACUAGUCCACAGCCAUGUUUUCUUCGUAUUAUGUGCAAGACAUCAGAAAUGUAAAGUUCUGAUAUCCUCUUACUAGGUUACUUUGACAUUACAUCGUUUUUGUUUUGCUCGUCAUACAAAUCUUCUACAGAUGACUUUGUUUUCAUUAUUAAAAAGAAAAAAAAUGCAUAUUGACCACACACAAAA
Messenger RNA from Prunus dulcis (almond), 2511 nucleotides. Its product is annotated as mucin-2-like. Bases 1579 to 2319 code for a protein of 246 amino acids. The transcript has 4 exons. The record is from RefSeq and is a predicted model, not a curated record. NCBI's taxonomy places the organism in Eukaryota, Viridiplantae, Streptophyta, Magnoliopsida, Rosales, Rosaceae.